UGUUGUGAAGUUCAUGUUAUAACCUAUAUAACAGUAAAACUGUACAUUUAAACGAUGAUAUAAACAAGCAGUUCCUUCAGAUGCCGCGUUGACCUGUGCUGUUCAGAUCUCAAAGACGGAACACGCAGUGCGCGUUCAAUGCGUGAGGAUUUGGAUUAUAGGGCGGAUUUGACCCUCGUGAGAUUAUAGACAGGAAAGAAAACUGCGUCCAAGAUCCAGACGACAAUGCGCUGUAAAAUCAACAGCAUCUGAAGUCAAUUGGACCGUCUUUGUAACUCAAGGUGACAUUUAUUUCUUAUGACGAUGCGGCUGAGGUGAAGCAGGCAACUGCUAACAUACGGUAACAUAGAUGGAUAUCGCAGAGGAGCUGUAAACAAAACCGUGAAAUCGAUGCAUGUAUAUGACUGUCCGGCGAUACAUUUGCGUCGUUUAAAUGUAUUGGAAGCGAUCGGAUGGAGAGAUGUUUUUAAAUCAACUUGUCAUUGAAAAGACAGACAUGAAGGACAAGCUGUGUUUAAACCAUUUUCAUAAAUAUUGAUGAGGCAUGAGUCAGUUGAGACACCUGGCUGGUGCUUUAAGAAGCAGUAGCCAAUGGGUGAGGGGGCACGCGGGGACCGCAAGGCGAGUUUUUGUCCCACGUCGUAAGUGUUCGUCCGGGGAUGCUGAGCACUCAUUGGCUCCCUUCAGCUCUAGCUAUGUCGUGGAAAUGUACUACGCUUGGCUGGAGGAUCACAAAAAUGUUCACGAGUCUUGGGACGCAUACUUCCGUAACGCCCAGGCCAGCAGUCCAGAGGAAGCAAGAGAGAAGCAUUUGUCCACACUUCUCCAAGGACGAACCAUGUCCCAGACACCAGCCAUGUCCCAAAAAGUGGUGGAGGAUCAUUUAGCUGUGCACACGCUUAUAAGAGCCUAUCAGGUACGUGGUCACCAUGUGGCCCAGCUAGACCCUCUUGGCAUCCUUACAGCAGAUCGAAAUUCCUUCAAUCCCACAGAUUUGAUCACGUCGAUUCACAAGCUUGGCUCCUAUGGUUUGGAAGAAUCUGAUCUGGAUAAGACAUUUCAGUUGCCACAAACCACGUUUAUUGGGGGAAAUGAAAGUACACUCCCACUGAGAGAAAUCAUACGCAGACUUGAGAUGUCUUACUGUAGUCAUAUUGGGGUGGAAUUUAUGUUCAUCAACAAUGUGGAGCAGUGCCAGUGGAUACGACAGAAGUUUGAAAGUCCAGAAAUCAUGCCGUUUUCUGACAGAGAGAAAAGAACGCUGCUGGCCAGGCUGGUUCGCUCAACAAGGUUUGAGGACUUUCUGGCUCGUAAAUGGUCUUCAGAGAAACGCUUUGGUUUGGAAGGCUGUGAGGUCCUUAUCCCUGCCCUGAAGAUGAUCAUUGACAAGUCCAGUGAAGCCGGUAUAGAAAGUGUAAUAAUGGGCAUGCCUCACAGGGGUCGACUGAAUGUUCUGGCCAAUGUGGUGCGCAAAGAUCUAGAUCAGAUUUUUUGCCAGUUUGAUCCCAAACUUGAGGCCGCAGAUGAGGGUUCAGGAGAUGUGAAAUAUCACUUGGGGAUGUACCAUGAACGGAUCAACAGUGAAACAGAUAAGAAUAUCACUUUGUCUCUGAUGGCUAACCCCUCUCAUCUGGAGGCAGUGGAUCCUGUUGUUCAGGGCAAGACCAAGGCAGAGCAGUUCUACAGCGGAGACACUGAAGGAAGGAGGGUGAUGGCCAUUCUCAUCCACGGUGAUGCUGCGUUCGCAGGUCAGGGAGUCGUCUAUGAAACCUUCCACCUCAGUGAACUCCCUUCUUAUUCCACACAUGGCACAAUCCAUGUUGUGGUCAAUAAUCAGAUUGGAUUCACUACAGAUCCCCGAAUGGCACGUUCCUCUCCCUACCCGACCGACGUGGCUCGUGUGGUCAACGCACCAAUCUUCCAUGUCAACGCUGAUGAUCCAGAGGCAGUGAUGUAUGUGUGCAGGGUUGCUGCAGAAUGGAGGAACACAUUCAAUAAGGAUGUGGUAAUAGACCUGGUUUGUUAUCGGCGAUUUGGGCACAACGAGAUGGAUGAGCCCAUGUUUACGCAGCCCCUCAUGUACAAGCAGAUCCGCAUACAGGAACAUGUGCUGAAGAAGUACGCCGACAAGCUCAUCUCCGAGGGUGUUGUGACACUGCAAGAGUAUGAGGAGGAAGUUGCUAAAUAUGACAAGAUCUGUGAGGAAGCGUACAGGAGCUCCAAAGAUGAGAAGAUUCUAAACAUACGCCACUGGCUUGACUCGCCGUGGCCAGACUUCUUUACACCAGAAGGAGAGCCAAAGAGCACGAGCUGUCCCUCCACAGGUCUAAAUGAAGAGGUGCUCAGACACAUUGGUGAGGUUGCCAGUUCAGUCCCUCUAAAGGACUUUGCCAUUCACAGUGGCUUGUCACGGAUCCUUCGCGGCCGUGCUGAUAUGGUUGCCAAGCGCUCGGUGGACUGGGCUCUGGCCGAGUACAUGGCCUUUGGCUCUUUGCUAAAGGAUGGUAUUCAUGUGAGACUCAGUGGACAAGAUGUAGAAAGAGGAACAUUUAGUCACCGUCACCACGUCUUGCAUGAUCAAGAAGUUGAUAAACGCUUUUGUGUUCCAAUGAACCAUCUGUGGGAGAACCAGGCUCUCUACACAGUUUGCAACAGCUCCCUGUCUGAGUUUGGGGUUUUGGGUUUUGAGCUUGGUUUUGCCAUGGCUAAUCCUAAUGCCCUGGUGUGCUGGGAAGCUCAGUUCGGUGACUUUUAUAACACAGCCCAGUGCAUCAUAGACCAGUUCAUCUCUGCAGGCCAGGCCAAGUGGGUCCGACACAAUGGCAUUGUGUUACUGUUGCCCCAUGGGAUGGAGGGAAUGGGUCCGGAGCACUCUUCAGCACGGCCCGAACGCUUCCUGCAGAUGAGCAAGGAUGACCCUGAUUGCUAUCCGGAAUUCACUGGAGACUUUGAGGUCCAACAGCUCUAUGACUGUAAUUGGAUUGUGGUCAAUUGCUCAACACCUGCCAACUACUUUCAUGUGCUAAGAAGGCAAAUCUUACUACCUUUUAGAAAGCCGCUGAUAAUUUUCACACCAAAAUCCUUAUUGAGGCUCCCUGAAGCCCGCUCUAGUUUUGAUGAGAUGAACACAGGUACAAAGUUCCGAAGAAUAAUUCCAGAUGAUGGUCCUGCAUCCAGAAACCCAGAAAAGGUCAAACGUAUCAUCUUCUGCACUGGAAAAGUCUACUACGAGCUGACUAAGGAGAGAAAACAGUUAAACUUAGAGGAGGAUGUUGCAAUUAUCCGACUGGAACAGAUAUCACCAUUUCCUUUUGACCUCAUCAAAGCUGAAGUUGAGCUGUACAGUAACGCUGAACUCGUGUGGUGUCAAGAGGAGCACAAGAACAUGGGCUACUAUGACUAUGUCAGGCCACGCUUCCUCACGGUGCUGUCUAACAAGAGUCCAAUAUGGUAUAUUGGCCGUGACCCUGCCGCAGCCCCUGCCACCGGAAACAAGUUUACUCAUCAAACUGAGCUGAAGAGGUUCAUCGACACUGCCUUUAACCUGGAGGCAUUCAAGGGCAGAAACUUUUAAUGUAUAAUAGCAGAUGUUUACACUAUAGUUUGAAGUGUAUAUGAUACAGGUCAUGCUAUGAACGCACAAUAUUAGAUAAGGUAAGAUAAGUCUUUAUUAGGUUUCUAUAUGCAAAAGCACAUAGAAAUACAUAACUGUAAGAACAGGGCAGGGGAUUUGUGUUUUUCUCAGUAGAAAUGCUUUAUUUGUGUUUAGUCAUACUUGCUCUUUAUUUUUUCUUAUUUGUCUUCCGUAACUGUCACACUUGGCUUCAUCCUGAGACAUCAAACAGAUGGCAUGUAGACAAAUAACAAUAUUCUCUGUGGCAGGGGCAAUAUUCUCUGUAGCUUUUACAAAAUAUGUUUCCUUUUAAGACUUUAUGGUUACGACUUGUGCAUAACUUUAAAAGGCUAUACACAGAAAUGAUAAAAUAAGUCAUAAUAAUGAGUAAUGUAGCACUAAAAUAUGGUUUUACUUUCUCAUGGCCAUGAUGUAAUGAUCAAUCUCUGGUUAACAUAAAACUUUAAUACCACUCAAGGAUUUUACUUAUAUUGUACUCUAAACUAGACCUGUAGGCUGUGUACCUACGUGUGAUGAUGUCAUACAAUUGUGAACUUAAGUUUUUAAUAUUAGAUAAUUGAAUACAAUAUUUCAGGUGGUUUAGCACUUUAUUAGAAAAUUAUGGUAAGAGAGAAGAGAAACAAUCAUUCAAGUUGAUUAACUGUCUUAUAAUAUGGCAAUAAACUGCUACAUAGAAACUA
This is a messenger RNA of Triplophysa dalaica, 4314 nucleotides long. It is a transcript of the gene ogdhl, whose product is annotated as oxoglutarate dehydrogenase L. The transcript is spliced from 24 exons. Gene Ontology annotation, cellular component: oxoglutarate dehydrogenase complex; mitochondrion. The record is from RefSeq and is a predicted model, not a curated record. Gene Ontology annotation, molecular function: oxoglutarate dehydrogenase (succinyl-transferring) activity; thiamine pyrophosphate binding. Lineage: Eukaryota; Metazoa; Chordata; Actinopteri; Cypriniformes; Nemacheilidae. Gene Ontology annotation, biological process: tricarboxylic acid cycle. The coding region runs from base 545 to 3574 and encodes 1009 amino acids.